Messenger RNA from Closterium sp. Naga37s-1, 3324 nucleotides. NCBI's taxonomy places the organism in Eukaryota, Viridiplantae, Streptophyta, Zygnematophyceae, Desmidiales, Closteriaceae. The record is from the annotation of a GenBank genome assembly.
AUGGCUUGGUGCCUGUGUACAACCAAGCCCCUGGAUUAUGAUACUGUCAUAUUCAUCCCCAGCUCUGCUCGUCUGGUGGAGUAUGCAGUGCAACAGACACACCCCACUCAACCGCACCCCACCCAGUCACACCCUGCUAACGCAACACUGAGGGGGGCACUGAGGGUUGCGGCGUCGGUGAGGGAGGUGGUGGAGAGGAUGAGAGAGGAGAGGCGGACAGGGGUGCAGAAGGGACAGGGGCGGGCGGAGGAAGAGGGGGAGGGGCAGGAGGCGCAGGGGGAGAGGGGGCAAGGUGGGGACGGAAAAGGGGAGGAGGCGCAGGGGGUGGAAGGGCAGGGGGAGGAAGGGCAAGGGGAUGGCACGAGUGGGGAUGGUAGCAGGGGUGGGGAGUGGUGGGAGGGGAUGGAGAGCGAGGAGGAGGAGUUUGAGAGCGCAAAGAAGCAGCUGGUGGUGUGGGCAGGCGGGCAUGCGAAUCCUGAGAUGCUGGCCAUGGCUGCUGCUGUGUGGCACUGGAUAGACACAGGCCGAGUUGAUGACUACUUUUUUCAUCCCUCGGCCUUGCUCCUUCCUCUGCCCUCUCCCCUACCCCCUCCUCUGUCCCCAUCCACGCCCUUGCCCCCUCCUCCCCCCCUCCUCUGCCCCCAUCCAGAGUUGGAUGCGGAGCAGCUCGCCAGAACAGCCAUGCAUCUGAGCGUGCCCAUCUUGGACAACGGGAAACCUCAGCCCUCUCAGCUGCUCCCUCCCCUGCUUCCUCUCCCCUGCUUCCUCUCCCCUGCUUCCUCUCCCCCCUCUCCCCAUGCUCACUCUUCUCCAGAGUUGGAUGCGGAGCAGCUCGCCAGGGCAGCCAUGCACCUGAGUGCACCCAUCUUGGACAACGGGAAACCUUUUGCUGAUGAUGAUUAUGCUGCUGAUGAUGGUGCCGGUGCUGGUGAUGGUGCUGGUGAUGGUGCUGGUGAUGAUGAUGAUAGUAAUGCGUCUCUAGCUGAUGCUGCUGCUGCUGCUGAUGUUGGUGAUGGUGAUGAUAAUGGGGAUAAUGUGGGAGCAGAAGCAGUGGAAGCAGUGGAAGCAGUGGAAGCAGUGGAAGCAGUGGAAGCAGUGGAAGCAGUGGAAGCAGUGGAAGCAGUGGAAGCAGUGGAAGCAGUGGAAGCAGUGGAAGCAGUGGAAGCAGUGGAAGCAGUGGAAGCAGUGGAAGCAGUGGAAGCAGUGGAAGCAGUGGAAGCAGUGGAAGCAGUGGAAGCAGUGGAAGCAGUGGAAGCAGUGGAAGCAGUGGAAGCAGUGGAAGCAGUGGAAGCAGUGGAAGCAGUGGAAGCAGUGGAAGCAGUGGAAGCAGUGGAAGCAGUGGAAGCAGUGGAAGCAGUGGAAGCAGUGGAAGCAGUGGAAGCAGUGGAAGCAGUGGAAGCAGUGGAAGCAGUGGAAGCAGUGGAAGCAGUGGAAGCAGUGGAAGCAGUGGAAGCAGUGGAAGCAGUGGAAGCAGUGGAAGCAGUGGAAGCAGUGGAAGCAGUGGAAGCAGUGGAAGCAGUGGAAGCAGUGGAAGCAGUGGAAGCAGUGGAAGCAGUGGAAGCAGUGGAAGCAGUGGAAGCAGUGGAAGCAGUGGAAGCAGUGGAAGCAGUGGAAGCAGUGGAAGCAGUGGAAGCAGUGGAAGCAGUGGAAGCAGUGGAAGCAGUGGAAGCAGUGGAAGCAGUGGAAGCAGUGGAAGCAGUGGAAGCAGUGGAAGCAGUGGAAGCAGUGGAAGCAGUGGAAGCAGUGGAAGCAGUGGAAGCAGUGGAAGCAGUGGAAGCAGUGGAAGCAGUGGAAGCAGUGGAAGCAGUGGAAGCAGUGGAAGCAGUGGAAGCAGUGGAAGCAGUGGAAGCAGUGGAAGCAGUGGAAGCAGUGGAAGCAGUGGAAGCAGUGGAAGCAGUGGAAGCAGUGGAAGCAGUGGAAGCAGUGGAAGCAGUGGAAGCAGUGGAAGCAGUGGAAGCAGUGGAAGCAGUGGAAGCAGUGGAAGCAGUGGAAGCAGUGGAAGCAGUGGAAGCAGUGGAAGCAGUGGAAGCAGUGGAAGCAGUGGAAGCAGUGGAAGCAGUGGAAGCAGUGGAAGCAGUGGAAGCAGUGGAAGCAGUGGAAGCAGUGGAAGCAGUGGAAGCAGUGGAAGCAGUGGAAGCAGUGGAAGCAGUGGAAGCAGUGGAAGCAGUGGAAGCAGUGGAAGCAGUGGAAGCAGUGGAAGCAGUGGAAGCAGUGGAAGCAGUGGAAGCAGUGGAAGCAGUGGAAGCAGUGGAAGCAGUGGAAGCAGUGGAAGCAGUGGAAGCAGUGGAAGCAGUGGAAGCAGUGGAAGCAGUGGAAGCAGUGGAAGCAGUGGAAGCAGUGGAAGCAGUGGAAGCAGUGGAAGCAGUGGAAGCAGUGGAAGCAGUGGAAGCAGUGGAAGCAGUGGAAGCAGUGGAAGCAGUGGAAGCAGUGGAAGCAGUGGAAGCAGUGGAAGCAGUGGAAGCAGUGGAAGCAGUGGAAGCAGUGGAAGCAGUGGAAGCAGUGGAAGCAGUGGAAGCAGUGGAAGCAGUGGAAGCAGUGGAAGCAGUGGAAGCAGUGGAAGCAGUGGAAGCAGUGGAAGCAGUGGAAGCAGUGGAAGCAGUGGAAGCAGUGGAAGCAGUGGAAGCAGUGGAAGCAGUGGAAGCAGUGGAAGCAGUGGAAGCAGUGGAAGCAGUGGAAGCAGUGGAAGCAGUGGAAGCAGUGGAAGCAGUGGAAGCAGUGGAAGCAGUGGAAGCAGUGGAAGCAGUGGAAGCAGUGGAAGCAGUGGAAGAUUCACAUGACAUGCCAGCACAGGCUGCUGACACAUGGCAGCAGCUGGCCCAGUCCACGUCAGCAGACAUCCUAUCCUCCCUGUCAGCAGCAGCGUGCACGAUACAGCAGCGGGUGAGGGCCCUCUUGGGCGUGGGGCUGACAGGCGAGGAGAAGAGGCAGGCGGCCACAGAGGCUUCUGAAGCAGAGUCAGGAGGAUGGUCAUUCUCAUCGGAUUAUUAUGAGGAUGAGGAUAGGCUGAGAGAGCUGGUGGCGUGCCGAGGGGGCCGGUACAGGAGUGCGAGUGAGACCUUGGCAGGGACUGACGGAGAAACGAGUGGCGAGGCGGAGCCGAGAGGCAGGGAGGGAGAAGUGGAAGAGGGAGAGCAAACAAGUGGCUCGGCGGGCGGUUCGGCGGGUGGAUUGGUGGGCGAGUUGGUGUGUUCACCUGGUGUGAUGCGGUGGGUGCAUGAGAGGGAGACAGUGCUGCAGUUCCGCAUGGUGAAGAAGUCGAUUCUGAGUGAGGCAGAUGUCGCCAUGGGUGAGUGGUGCCGCAGCACUGGGCGUGCUGCGAGUUAA